Molecule: messenger RNA, 246 nt
Organism: Necator americanus (New World hookworm)
Lineage: Eukaryota; Metazoa; Nematoda; Chromadorea; Rhabditida; Ancylostomatidae
Exons: 2
Coding region: 1-246 (81 amino acids)
Source: RefSeq, a predicted model, not a curated record
AUGUUAAUAGUAUGGUUGGUGGACAAUAUUCAUUUGGCUUCAAUUUUCAAGAAAUGGAUGGCGAAGCACCGGCAAAUUUGCUUUUGUAACGCGAUUUUUCAAUGUAUACUUCUUGGGCAAGACUUUGACCCAUUUCAGCUGAGUUUGAUACAUCCUUCGCUGAUCGUGGCUACCUGUGGAGAACUACGAAAUGUUCCAACUGCGGACAAAUGUUCGGAUUGUACCGACGCUUUCAACUCGGCCUAG